AUGACUAACAAGUAUAAUUUGGAGAGCCAAAAUAUCAAUAUUUCAGCACUUAUCAAACACAUACUUCACAAGCUCCGAAACCAUCCCCCAACCCCCUUCCCAGCUCUACCCUUGAUCGGCCACCUCCACCUCUUGAAGAAACCAAUCCACAGAACUUUAUCCAGUCUCUCCAACCAUUACGGUCCCGUACUUUUCCUCCGGUUCAGGUUCCGCCGCAUCCUCGUGAUCACCUCCCAAUCAACAGCUGAAGAAUGCUUCACAAAGCACGAUAUCGUGUUUGCCAACCGCCCUCGCCUGCUCCCCGGAAAACACCUCGGCUACAACUACACCUCGAUAGUUUGGGCACCCUACGACGACCACUGGCGAAACGUCCGCCGGAUCACUUCCCUGGAAAUUCUCUCCUCUCACCGCCUGCAAAUGCUGUCUCACAUCCGUCUUGACGAGGCCCAGACUCUUGUCCGCCGCCUGUUUUGCGUUUCCACUGGAAACCCAGAACAGGCGGUGGACGUGGAAAUGAAGUCAGCCUUCUUUGAGUUCGUCUUCAAUGCCAUGAUGAGGAUGAUUGUUGGAAAUCCAGUCUUCAAAAUGAUGAAAGUGAUGGCGUAG
This is a messenger RNA of Rhododendron vialii, 606 nucleotides long. RefSeq names its product isoflavone 3'-hydroxylase-like. The coding region runs from base 1 to 606 and encodes 201 amino acids. NCBI's taxonomy places the organism in Eukaryota, Viridiplantae, Streptophyta, Magnoliopsida, Ericales, Ericaceae. The transcript has a single exon. The record is from RefSeq and is a predicted model, not a curated record. Gene Ontology annotation, molecular function: oxidoreductase activity, acting on paired donors, with incorporation or reduction of molecular oxygen; monooxygenase activity; iron ion binding.